Messenger RNA from Girardinichthys multiradiatus, 6209 nucleotides. RefSeq names its product tripartite motif-containing protein 16-like. The transcript has a single exon. The record is from RefSeq and is a predicted model, not a curated record. NCBI's taxonomy places the organism in Eukaryota, Metazoa, Chordata, Actinopteri, Cyprinodontiformes, Goodeidae. The coding region runs from base 4080 to 5738 and encodes 552 amino acids. Gene Ontology annotation, molecular function: protein binding; zinc ion binding.
UCCAUCCGGAGGAGCUGGAGGAGGUGUCUGGGGAGAGGGACGUCUGGGCGUCUCUACUGAGUCUGCUGCCCUUGCGACCCGGUCCCGGAUAAGCGGAAGACGACGAGUACGAGUACGAGUACAAAACUGUGUGAAUUUAACAGUCUUGAUGUUUAACAUAGUUCACAUUUAAUAUAGUAGAGAUACAAGAGAUUUUUGUGAACUAGAAAAUGCUGUUUCCCUACAGUAGCCUUUCUGGGACAUUUCCAAUGUGAACUGAAUGAAUUUUAUGUGGCUUGCUGCAUUUUGACUGAAAGCAUGAAGAUUCUAUUUACUAACAUUGCAUGGGAAGCUAUCAGAUAUUUAAGCUAGUUUUAUUUUUGGAAAUUGUUUGAGGGUAAAUUGUGAGUUUUGAACUUUCUAUUCCUAAUUGUGUAAUCCAUAAUCAGAAUCUUUCUAUGAGACUUAGAUAGCUAGAGCAACCUUAAUGCUAUAAAGCAAAGCGGACCAAUAUCUCUGCAUAAAUUACAACAUAUUUUUUAAGAUUUUAUUCUUUGGGGAAAUAGCCCAUCAAACCCAACAUGAAACAGUACAAAUAUUGAAAGAACACUAAACAUUUGCCACAUGAUUUUCACAUGACAUAAGCCUGUGGUUUUAGGGGGGUGGUUUGGCUGUGUAUAAAACUGUUUUGUAGUUGCUGUUUUAUACAUAGGACAAUGCACUCAUUCAGACCAUAUUGACAAAAACAUUUCAACAGACCAUCGUUACUGUCUCUCCUUGAAGUCAAAAAUGUUGCUGUGGAUAAUUAUUUGGCCACCAACAUAUUUGUUUUCUGACUUAGCUUUUUUUAUCACACUUAAAUGUUUCAGAUCAUUAAACCAAUUUAUAUCUGACAAAGAUAACGCAGGUAGAGACAAAAUUAUGGUUUCAUUAAAUGAACAAAAAAUAGCUAUACACAAAACCUGGCCCAGUGAGAAAAUGUAAUUGUCUGUCCCUUAAAUACCAAAUUAACUAUAUAAAACCACAUUUGGAAAGUUAAGUUCAAUUUCAAUAUCCAAACCCGGGUCUGAUUACUACUAAACCUAUAGAAUUAAGAAAUCAUUCAAAUGAAUGUGUCUGACAACAUGAAGCAAGCUAAAAGAUCUCAAACAGCAACACAUCAUGCCCUGAUCAAAAGCGACUAAGAACAGAUGGGAAACUAAUUUAUUCACGUCGCUCAGUUUGGACUGGGGGCAUCUGUCAGGUUGUAGGGUAUGAAACACCGCAUUUCAGAAAGAGUCUCAGGUCCACAUUCAACCACGGUGGUGGUAGUGUGAUGGUCAAGGGAUUAUAUACCACUUCACCUAAAGCACCUAAAAGCAUCUAUAACUUCCCAUAAUUGAUGGAACCAUGAACUCUACUCACCAGAAAAUCCUGAGUCUGACCAUCACUUCAUCACUUUAAGAUCUAAAAAAGAAGGAUUUGGAGUAGCCUAGUGAAGGUCCAGUCUUAAAUCUGACUGAAAUUCAGGGGUAUGACCUUAAACUGGCCAUUUAUGUUGAAAAGUCCUUAAAACAUUGCUGAAUUAAAAACAAAUCUUGCUAAAUGAAGAGGGUAAAAAUCCCAGUCACUCAUGUAAAGACUGUUAUCCCUGCUCAUCCUGCUUGACAGAAGUUGUUACUGCCAAGUGUGGCACAACCAGUUUUUAGACUUAGGAUGCGUUUACAAUUUUUUUUUUUCAGGGUAGCUUUUUCGGUUUUAUAUAUAAAGAUGUAAUUUACAAACUACUUUUUGUAUCCUCUGAGCUAAUAAUAAAAUUUGUUUGAUAACCUGAAGCAUGUGUGUGAUCAAAAUAGCAAAAACAGAAAAAGCAUUGCCAUGCGGGAAAUACUUCUUCAUACCACUCACUGUACAUUAAAAAAACACAUUUGAAAGUUUGUCAUAUUAACACUUAAUUGAUGUCAUAGAUGUAAAGGAAUAAUUCCUGCUGUUUAUUAAAAAAUAAAUGGACACUAAUUUGGGGUUUUGAAUGCUGUAUAAAACCAAGCACUAGACAAUAUUUUUAGUUAGUUUUUUCUUUGAGUUUGAUGUUAAAUAUUUUAUUUCUUCUGCUCCUGCUAAACAAUGAUGUGGUUAAACUUACGGCUGCUUGAAUGUCCUUUAUUUGGAUGGAUUUAUUUGAAAUAUCCACUGGUUUUGAGAUGAAUGUUGGACAUUUCCUCCAGCACAAAUUCAUGUGAAAAACCAUUAUGUAGAAUGUGUGUAAAAUGUAGCCAUGAUAAUAAAGUCUGUAAGGGAUGUAAUGCCAGUAAAUGUUAAAGCCAGAAUAACAGUAUAUUGCUUUUUGUGCAUUAAAUGAACUGACACUGACAUGUAACGUACAAUGUAUUUUUUAUUUUAAAAUGCAUCACUAAACAUAGUCUGUCCCAACUCCUCUUUAAGUGCCAUGUACAUGUACUUCAUGUGUUCUCUCUGCACGCAUCUUCGGUUCAUCAUGCAUAAGAAAACGUGGCUGCAUCUGAACAUGUCAUAAACAAUGUAAUGGGCUGUAGUAUCUGGUUUGUUUGAAAAAAAAAUUGUCCUUAAACUGUCAUUAAUGUUUUAAUUAUACUCCAUGAUAAAUAGCCAUUAUGUGCCUGCGAAAUUCUUUCCAUUACCAUUUCAGUGUGUCAAUGAAAAACAUUUUCCUCUGAAAUCAGCUCAGCAUUGUCAAAAAACAAUUAGGUUUUCUAGACUUAAAAUAUUAUGAAAAUGUAUAUGAACAAAACAUUCAAUUUAUCCUGUCAAAAAUGCCUUUAAUGGCAAAACUACAUUUUUCCCUUGUAUUUGCAUGCUGGGGUUUUUAUGCAGGAAACUAUAAUUUGUCUUUCCAACUAUUACAAAGGCAGACAUCGUUAAAUCUGUAAAAAACCACUUUCAGCCUUGGAAAAAAGAACAGUCCUGUUUAUUAUCAGCAUAUGUAAACUUAUGAGUAGAACUGUACUUCUUUCUCUGUAACAUCUGACAAUAACACAUUGAAAGGCUAACUGUAAUUAGACAAAAAUAAAACAAAAACAACAUAUUAGAGAGGUGCUUAUAAUGUUGCGGCCAACUGGUAAAAGAGGAGACGAAAUUCUGCAAAUAUUGUGCCCCACAUUCAAACAAACGGUAAAAGUGAAUGGGGGUGGGGGGCAUUUAAGCUGGCUUUUAAACCAAAAAUAAAAUUAUUCACUGCAGAUUUUAGAGCAUGGUGACCGUUUUCAGACCAUUACAUAGUAAAUUCAUUUUUGAGAACUUGUUUAUCAAGGUUUUUAAAUCAGACGUGUUUUGCAUCUCUUAACUCUUUUUCAAAUGCUACCUUCAUAAGUGCACAAAUCGCCAGUUCCGUAACCCUUUACCCAACAAAGUGGAUUGAAUUGUCUGAUGGCAUUGUUGUAACCAUAAACGUGAAAGGCUCUGGGUCAAGUUGCCUUUUUAUCGAUUAGUACCCUCAUUACCCUCACUAUUAUCAUUUAGUCCAUUUGUUUUUCCAUUUUGUACCUGUAAAACAAACCAUGUUGUAAAGAACUUAAACAAGAUGUCAAUUUAUUUUGGCUUGUAUUUGAGCAUUUUUUUAUGAAACAACUACAGAAAUACUUCAGUGUUUAAGUCUCAAAUGUGUUUUUUAAUUUACUUGCAAAGCUGAAAACCUUUAUAACCUCAUGUAACUUUUUUCCUCUGACUGUGUCAGUGACCCCACAUCCCCAACCCCACAUUCAGUAAUUGAUGUAAGCGCCCUGUUCCUUCUAGCACGUACAUUAACUUUACAAAAAAUAUAACAACUAAUGUGAAAAGUUAUUAAAACUACUGCAUUUCGUCUUGUUUCUCUAAUACGUUUACCCUCCCAAGAUGGCGACAUUGUUUACGUGCGAGACAGCUCGACUGACGUUCAGUGACCGGAAGAAGCGUCAGAAGCGAUCGGGACUUCCUUUUUAUUUGAACCACGAAGCGGAAAGUGGUAGUUGACAGCAAAGUAACCGUCGAGUGGGGUCGUUUCAGCAUUUUUUUACAGUGUAGCUUUGCUUUAGUUGUUUCUAAAGACACUCGUCGGAGCUCAGACUGGUACCAGCUGUCAGGACGCGAAGCUAUAACCGAGAGGAGAAAUGGCGCAGAACGGAGUUCAGGUGGACCGAGAGAGUUUCUCCUGUUCAGUAUGCCUGGAUUUGCUGAAGGAUCCGGUGACGAUUCCCUGCGGACACAGUUACUGCAUAAAGUGUAUUGAGGACCACUGGAAUGAAGAGAACCAGAAAGACGCCCACAGCUGUCCUCAGUGCAGACAGACCUUCACACCAAGGCCUGUCCUGGUGAAAAGCACCAUGCUUGCAGCUUUAACUGAGCAGCUGAAGAUGACUGGACUCGGAGCUGCUCCUCCUGAUCAGCACUGUGCUGGACCUGAAGAUGUGGCCUGUGAUAUCUGCACUGGCAGGAAACUAAAAGCCACAAAGUCCUGUUUGAUGUGUUUGGUUUCUUACUGUGGGAAACACCUCCAGCCUCAUUACGAUGUGGCUCAGUUAAAGAAACAUCAGCUGGUGGAGCCCUCCAAGCAGCUCAGUGAGAACAUCUGCUCGCUUCACGAUGAGGUGAUGAAGAUGUUCUGUCGCACUGAUAAGCAGUGCAUUUGCUACCUCUGCAUGGUGGAGGAACAUAAUGGCCACAGCAUUGUCUCUGCUUCAGCUGAGAGGAUGGAGAAGCAGAAGGAGCUGGAGGUGAGGAGAGAAGAAAUCCAGCUGAGGAUCCAAGAAGGUGAGAAAGACAUGAGGCUGCUUCAGCAGGAGGUGGAGGACAUUAAGGGCUGUGCUAAUAAAGCCUUGGAGGACAACGAGAAUAUCUUCUCUGAGGUGAUCCGUCUCAUCAAACAAAGAAGCUCUGAGGUUAGGCAGCAGAUCACAUCCCAGCAGGAAUCUGAGGUCCGCCGGGUAAAAGAUCUUCAGGAGAAGCUUGAGCAGGAGAUCUUUGAGCUGAAGAGGAAAGACGCUGAGCUGGAGCAACUCUCACACACAGAGGAUCACAACCAGUUUCUGCAGAACUUUCCCUCACUGUCCGCUGUUAGUGAGUGUAAAGACUCGCCCAGCAUCAAUGUGUGGGCGUGUUAUGUAGAUGUGUCAGCAGCUGUUUCAGAUCUCAGAGAUAAACUUCAGGACGUUUUGAGAGACAAUUGGACAAACGCAUCACUGACGAUCACUGAAGUGGAUGCUUUACUCUCAGAACCAGAACCUAAGACAAGAAAUGACUUCUUGAAAUAUUUACUAGAAAUCACCUUGGACCCAGAAACGGCUCACAAACAGCUGUUAUUAUCUGAGGGGAACAGAAAGGCGACCUUGAUGCGGAAAGAUCAGGUCCAGGGCAAUCACCCAAAGAGGUUCUCUGCAUUCUUUCAGGUCCUGAGUAAGCAGAGUCUGACUGGGCGCUGUUACUGGGAGGUGGAGUGGGGUGGACUGGGAGGAUAUGUAGCAGUCGCCUACAAGGAUGUCCAUAAAACAAAGACUUUAUUUGGCUGGAACGACGAGUCCUGGGCUUUGUUUUGCCAAAAGGACAAAAAUCAAUUUUUCCACAACAAAAUUAAGACUGCCAUCGCUGGUUCAGAUUUCCCCAGAGUUGGAGUGUACCUGGAUCACGGCGCAGGUACCUUGUCUUUCUACAGCGUCUGUGAGACCAUGACCCUGCUCCACAAGGUCCAGACCAGCUUCACUCAGCCGCUCUACGCUGGAGUUCAGCUCUGGUUUCGGAUGGGAGACUCUGCUGAGAUCUGUGAACUGAAAUAAGUUCAUUGUUGCUUCUCUGUUCAUAAAUCAAGUUCAAAUGUCAUUCUUGGCCGAAUGUAAUUGCACUACAAGUAAUUUCUCUAUUAUUUUGUGGUGUUUAGUUGGAACUUUGUCUAGUUUCUGUUUGGCUUCCCUUUUAAACUUUGUACAUUUAUACUGAUUGUGUUUUAUUUUGGGAGUUUUUUUCCCACUGGGGGGAUGUUGACAGAGACGGACCUUUACUUCAGCACGUCUCAGUUUAUUUUGGACACUUUAGUGUUUAUAUAAAACAAAAGGAUUCACUGUGGUUUUAAAGAACUGUGAAUAACCCUUUUAAGUUCUUUUAAUUCUGCAAAGCUGGAACUGUGGCUUAGAAAAUCCAUUUGUGUUUAUCGUUAUGUGAAAUGGAAAGUCUGAAAGUGACAACACUGAACAGAUUGCAUUGUGAGAAAAUGGCUUGUUUCAUACUCAUUAAAUCUGUUUUCAAAAACA